AUGAGAGUGCUACACUCCAAACAUCAGAAGCUCAUUCUUCAGUGCUACCCGCCUGGAAAAGGCGUGGACAAAAAGCCCAAUCCGCUGGAGCUCUCCUACCUCUUGUACUAUGCUUCCACCAGACGAGUCAAGUUGGAGAAGGUGAUUGACUACUUGGACCACAAAACCAAGUCAGAUUCUCGUGGAAGUAAGUCUGGAAAUUUGCAAGUUACCCUUUCCAUCGUGUCGGCGCUUAUAGAGAAAUGUGCAGACAACUUGAACGUGUUUGCUUUCCAGGUUUGUUCAAUUUUGACUUCGGUGUUGAACACGGGUGAAUUGCCUCUCUGUAAGUCGCUUGUAGCCACCUACGGCGUUUUGUGCUCGAAAUUGGAUGGUGGCCUUUUCACCGGAGACAAGGACUUUGUUGAGUCCUUCUCCCGUCUCACCGAUGGCUUGCUUGACGUGGGUGUGACCAAACUGAAAAUUCCUGGUCCCAACCAACGUGAGUGGUUGUUGCUUUCGUUGUUGACUUCGAGGUAUGUGUUCAACUGCUUGGGCUUCAAUGCGGCUGUAAGCCAUCGCUUUAUCGGGAAAUGUGUUCCGCUUUUGACGGCCACCGUUCGUGACUACUCUUCUUAUGAUACUCUCUUGACUCGUUUGAACAGCAACUUGAAUGUCGAAAAGGAUGACCGUAGAGUCAGCAGAGUGGCCACUGCUGCUGCACAUUCUGUGGCCCAUGGCGAUGUGGACGACGAAUCUUUAACUGAGGACGAAUUGAACGAAGAGGCUCUCAACGGGUUGAAGGCCUUGUUCAAUACAUCUCUGUCGAGUCAGAUCAGUGAGGCCACUAUUGAAGUGGUGAAUAACAACUUGAGGGACGGGAAUGUCGAGGAGAGUCCCUGGGGUGUGACUUUUUUGGAGAUGUGCGCCUCGUGGAUCCCUGUGCAAUUGAGAUUUGUGGCGUUAUCAACUCUUUUAUACAAGUUGAGCGUUGUGUCUGAACAAUUGCCUUCUCAAAAGGCUACCUAUCCUCACGUGGUACACUAUGCCCAGAGUAUAUUGGGGCUUGUCUCCUCUAACUUCAACAUGAUCGGCUUGUCUAUCACUGAUGUCCUUCAACAAUUACUCUCAUUGCAGACAAACUUGUACAUUGGUCUGGCUCAUGUUCUCAGUGUCGAUCAAACUCGAAACUUGAGUGAGAUACUUUCUCAGUGCAUUUGCAACCUAUCCAGUCACAUUUACUAUUUCGACCAAGUUCUGGACUCAAUUGUAGCCAUUUUGUUGCAGAUUGACACCGUGAUGAUUUCUGCGUCCAAAUCCAAUGUCACAAUCACUCAUGAUUUGGUGAUAACCUUUCUUGAUACCAUUUCCACCAUCUUGAACCUUUUGUCAAGAAAAUUGAGCACUAUCGCUCGCAACCAUGCGACCUUAGAAAACUGGGAACUGAGUUUCCUGUUGUUGACGUUCACAAAAUCAUUUAGGGAAUUUGCUAUAGAUGCUACUCCUGAGCAAAUCUCAAAUAUUCAGACUAAAUAUCUUACUGUGUUCAACGAGUUUUUGACUACGGAAUUGAUCAAGGGAGAUGAAAGAUCCGAAGAAGACGUCAACGUUCCUGCCAGUUCAACGAAUUACGGCAAAUUUUUAACUCCAAACUACAACGAUUACAUCGAAAACAGUGAGAAUGCCUUGUCUCAUUUACUUGUCCACUGUAACGCAUUUUUUGGUGAGCAAUCCGUCAACUUGUACGUUGCCCGGAUGCUCUUGGACACAUUGAAGAAUUUGCUUGGAAUCACGGGAAUCAAUUUCAUUCAUAAUUUCCUCCCCGUUUUUCCUCACUGGCAAAUCCUGGAAGUCACAAAGCAACUUCCAGAUUGUGCUAAAGACACUACAGCAUAUCUCUUAUUGAAUGAGUCUUUGAAGGUGUUGAAUGAGAAGUAUCGUGACAGCAUCCAUUUUGAUGUUAGCCAGCUGAGUCUCGCCAAAAACGUUGCUCAAGAUAUCGCAGUACGCAGAGAAUUGGCCGUGUGGGUCAACGAGCUCGAUGGUACUAACGGCGAAGGCUCGUUGGCAAUGGGAGAACCUAUACCCAAUGAAGUCAACAAGAAGGCAUUCUAUGAAUUCUUCUCUCAAACAAGCUUACCUAAGUUUGGGUCAAGAAACUUGCAUCCCGACUUCCGUAAUGGAGAGUCUCUAUUAAACGGCAAUAUCUCUGAGCUUUUGCAAUCUGCAUCAUCUCAUUCAAAUGAGGAAGCGUAUGAGGGCUUCAAAACACCUCCGAGAUCGAAUCUGGUCAAUGGAUAUGGCUUGGGCACGGCCAACGAUAUUUCAUCAAUCCAUUCUGGAUUGUUCAACAGCAAUUUCAAGUCAAACGGAUACCAUUCUCCAGAUGCUACUCAAAUGACUUCUGACACACUCCCGACCAUUGGAACACACUAUCUUCACGAAGCUAACAAUUACAAGCACUCGUUGAUGCCGCGUGUGUCUGAUUUGAAGCAAAGCGUCUUGGGCACGAAGUUACCAAACGAUCAUUUCUCAUUCACUAACGACCGACCAGCUAGUAUCCCCAGAUCUGUUCUUCAAAAACAGAUCCACACCACUGACGUUAAGUCCAUUCUUAACGGGCUUCACAGCGAAGACGACGAAGAGAUCAUAGUCUAG
Sungouiella intermedia is the source of this 2637-nucleotide messenger RNA. The record is from the annotation of a GenBank genome assembly. NCBI's taxonomy places the organism in Eukaryota, Fungi, Ascomycota, Pichiomycetes, Serinales, Metschnikowiaceae.